AUAUAUAUAUCCCCACCAGCAACGCCUGUGUCCAUCACUUUCGCAAUAGAUCGCUCCGUUCCAACCUGCAAUUUUAACUAUCCGAUCAUGUCCCACUCAGGUGCUCAGGGUAGCAUUGGCAGCCACUCUGCCAUUGGGAUGCGCAAUCACAAGAUGUACCUCUAUGAAUAUGAGAACUUCCAAGGUCGUAGGAUGGAACUGUUCGGAGAGUGCCGUAACCUGUGUGAGAAGGGUUUUGAAAGAAUUGGCUCCAUCAGAGUUGAGUGUGGACCCUGGGUGGGUUAUGAGCAGCAGAACAUGACUGGUGAGAUGUUCAUGCUGGAGAAGGGAGACUAUCCCCGCUGGGACACCUGGUCCAACAGCUACAGGUGUGAUCGCUUCAUGUCGGUCAGGCCCGUCAGAAUGGAUGCCCAGGAUCACAAGAUUUGCCUGUAUGAAUGUCCAAACUUUGAGGGUCGUAAGAUGGAGGUGUGCGAUGAGGACAUUCCAAGCCUGUGGUCUUACGGCUUCCAGGACCGAGUUUCCAGCAUCCAGGUCACCGGUGGAACCUGGGUGGGCUACCAGUACCCAGGCUACCGUGGCUACCAGUAUGUGUUUGAGAUGGGCCCUUUCAAGCACUGGAACGAGUGGGGAGCCCAUCACCCCCAGAUCCAGUCCAUCCGUAGGGUGAGAGACAUGCAGACACACCGCAGGGGCUGCUUCGAGAUGACCGCAUAGAGAGGAGUCCAGCAGACUGUGGGCCAACAGGAGGGAAUAGCAAAGGGGUCAGGCUUGCCAUGCUGCUAACAAUCCCUUGAAAAUUCUUCAACAGCCACCUAGCCACACAUAAGCUAAUGGCUUUUGAAUUUUGUUAUGCAUUUACUGGUAGGAUUUGGGAGUGUGUGGCAUUGUGAAUGAUUCUGAUGAGAAGUUCUGAUUGUCACAGACUUCCAGAGUAACUGUAACACCGGUAAAAAUGGUAGCAAUGCUCUCUGUUUACAGACCUCUAAGAAAGAUUAAGAAAGGCGGCUUAUAGGGGAUUAGUUUGUGUUUAUUAGUUUGUUUCAAUGCUAUUAUAACCCUUUUAUUUUAUUUUUAACUACUCGCCUACAUGUUUCUAGCUGGCAUGAUGCCGAUAAGCCUGUUCACCAAGGUGCUAUCCCUCUCCUGGGAUCCACAGAUUUUAAAGAGCAAAGGGAUAAACAAUCAUAUCACUCCUCACAAGGUACUACCAUGGACAGCUCUCAGCUCUGCACAUGCCCUGCAGUAAGUUUGCCAAGCAGAGGGAGGCACUAUCUUCUCAUUGCAAAGCAAAAGGCUCACUUCACUGAAAGGAAGAGGGCACUGGCCAGUGUGUGAUUAAUCAAAAGAGAGGUGGAGGUGCAGGGUUGUGUUUUGCAGAUGUGAAUAUCUUUUGGCUGGCCCGUUUCAGCUCAUUGAUGGGGCUGACCGGAGAUUUGCAUUUUACACUUUCUCAGGGAUGCUGGCAUCUGGAAAUCUACUUUCCAAUGAAGAAAAAUGAAAUAAAGAUAUUAUAAAGCUGAAA
Messenger RNA from Etheostoma cragini (Arkansas darter), 1525 nucleotides. It is a transcript of the gene crybb1l3, whose product is annotated as crystallin, beta B1, like 3. The coding region runs from base 88 to 717 and encodes 209 amino acids. Gene Ontology annotation, molecular function: structural constituent of eye lens. The record is from RefSeq and is a predicted model, not a curated record. NCBI's taxonomy places the organism in Eukaryota, Metazoa, Chordata, Actinopteri, Perciformes, Percidae. Gene Ontology annotation, biological process: lens development in camera-type eye; visual perception. The transcript has 6 exons.